Molecule: messenger RNA, 1574 nt
Organism: Arabidopsis lyrata subsp. lyrata
Lineage: Eukaryota; Viridiplantae; Streptophyta; Magnoliopsida; Brassicales; Brassicaceae
Product: serine/threonine-protein phosphatase PP1 isozyme 8
Exons: 4
Coding region: 333-1289 (318 amino acids)
Cellular component (GO): cytoplasm; nucleus
Molecular function (GO): protein serine/threonine phosphatase activity
Source: RefSeq, a predicted model, not a curated record
UUAAUCAAUGUUGAUUUCUAAAAUACUUUGAAAGUUUUGGAUUUCAUUUCAAUUUCCUCAUUUUAUAAUCAUUUGUUCUUUUCUUAUCUCCUUCCAUAUUGAUCCACUUCCCUCCUCUGAAUUUUAAGACAAAAUAGAUUUGUAAACUUCUGGGCUCUCUUCGUUUGACCCACAUUUUCUCGGGAAAAAUUCGUCUGAUUUCUCCGAUCGUCUCUUCAUUGAUCGGAAAACCAACCACGACCCAUUAUUCCUCGCCUGUUUCUGGCGCAAACCCUUGUAUCAAUUUUGGAUUUUGGUGAGAAAAAUUUAGGGAUCUGAAGAAAAAGAACACGAUGAUGACGAGUAUGGAAGGGAUGGUGGAGAAAGGAGUAUUGGAUGAUAUUAUAAGAAGAUUGUUAGAAGGUAAAGGAGGCAAACAGGUUCAGCUUUCCGAGAGCGAGAUUCGUCAACUCUGCUUUAACGCUCGUCAAAUCUUCCUCUCUCAACCUAAUCUUCUCGAUCUCCAUGCCCCAAUUCGUAUCUGUGGUGAUAUCCAUGGCCAGUAUCAAGAUCUUUUGAGGUUAUUUGAAUACGGAGGCUAUCCUCCUUCAGCAAACUAUCUAUUCCUUGGUGAUUACGUUGACAGAGGCAAGCAAAGUCUUGAGACCAUAUGUUUGCUUCUUGCUUACAAGAUUCGGUAUCCGUCGAAGAUAUAUCUGUUGAGAGGGAACCAUGAGGAUGCUAAGAUCAAUAGGAUUUACGGGUUUUAUGACGAGUGCAAACGGAGAUUUAAUGUACGACUUUGGAAGGUAUUUACUGAUUGCUUCAACUGUUUACCCGUAGCUGCACUCAUUGACGAGAAGAUACUGUGUAUGCACGGUGGGUUGUCACCAGAUUUGGACAAUUUGAAUCAGAUUCGAGAGAUUCAACGGCCUACAGAGAUUCCAGACAGUGGUCUUCUUUGUGAUUUACUUUGGUCAGAUCCUGAUCAGAAGAUUGAAGGAUGGGCUGAUAGUGAUCGAGGUAUCUCUUGCACUUUUGGAGCCGAUAAAGUCGCUGAGUUCUUGGAUAAGAAUGAUCUUGACCUCAUUUGCCGAGGCCAUCAGGUAGUAGAAGACGGGUAUGAGUUUUUCGCAAAACGGAGAUUAGUCACGAUAUUCUCAGCUCCAAACUAUGGUGGGGAGUUUGACAACGCUGGUGCAUUAUUGAGCGUGGACGAGUCUCUUGUUUGCUCCUUUGAGAUUAUGAAACCCGCCCCAGCUUCAAGCAGUCAUCCUCUCAAGAAGGUACCGAAAAUGGGGAAGUCUUGAAUUUCUAGUUCUCUCUCUCUCUCUGAAGAUAACGGUUCCACUUCCACAGCUCAAGCUAGGCAAAAGAUUCAGACUGUCUUUACAACUGUGUCUGUGUCUCCAGUUAUGUGUUGAAUGCAAUGAAGAACCCAAAGGGUACUUAGUCUGUAAAAAACCAAAAAAGUGAGAAAACAAAAAAACACUUCGUUUUCUUUGUAUAGAUGCAGAAUGAUCUGUCUUCUGCUUCUGGGGAUUUUAUCUCCUUAUUAGUCUCUUUUCUCUCUUCUUUUAGCCCUUUUAGUUUAA